Molecule: messenger RNA, 2034 nt
Organism: Puccinia triticina
Lineage: Eukaryota; Fungi; Basidiomycota; Pucciniomycetes; Pucciniales; Pucciniaceae
Exons: 7
Coding region: 1-2034 (677 amino acids)
Source: RefSeq, a predicted model, not a curated record
AUGGAGUACAUGCUGCCGUCGGAAAAAAGUACCCCUAUUGUCAUCCGGAGUGAUAGCGCACCAGCUCAUCGUCAGAAAAGACCCAGCCGUCUAGUCCUAAGCCCACCUUCGAAUAUCUUGAACUCCGAGCUAAAUAUUCAGCUCACGCCACCUGACGAACCUGACGUGCCUGGCAAGAUGAUGGGGCCCGGUCAGCUUACCAUAGAAGAGGAUCCAGAUUCACGUCAGAAGGAGCCUGGAAAUCAUGUCAAGAUGGGGAAUCAAUACUCAUGUCCACGCACUCCAUUGAGAUCGGCCCGCUCCAGCUCAGGCCAGACCCCAACUAUCAAAGGAUGGCGACAUAGCGGAACGGAAACUGAUUCCAGCAUUCAUGCCUCCAGUAUCCCUGAUUUCAUUAAUACUGAUUUCGGACACUCCGCCGAUGAGAUCAAUUCUAUCCUUUCUUUGUCUUUCCCAAGGAGCCCCAAUUCAGAUCGGAAUGGCCAGUCUGGGUCUUUUUCCACGCCAACAACCCUCAGCCCGGAGUCUUGUCCCAGCGAGGCCGGCUCGAUGUACUCAUAUGAUUCGUACGAAGGUAGAAGAGGCAAAGUUCUCGAAGCAUCGCCGGCCUCUGAAACAGCCAUCCUGGCUCCCAGUCCCAUGAUCGCCUCGCCUUCAUGUGCUCAUUCAAACUUCUCCAUCUAUCCUGGUGAAGAUGUCGAAUCCCCAGCGAUUCGACAAAGCUACGACUGCUCCCUGAAACCGAUAUCAGCCCCCCACUCACUAAGAAACAAUCGGAGCCGGACAGCGUCAGUAGCAGUCACACCAUCCCUGGUGACUGAGCCUUCCAAAACCAUUCAAGCCAGGCGUUCAUUUGGUCAACUGUUGUUAUUCCGGCGUCCUUCCCAAAUCAGGGAGGGGGCUUGUGCCUGCGCUCAAAGUUGUGCUUUGCAUGCGCGAGACGAAGAAACGGAAGAGUUGCAAACUUCUGCUGACAGUGAUCUUUCACUUGCGAGCACCAAUUUGUACUUGGGUGACCACCUAGGAGGUAGAAAUCCACUGAACGGGUUCAAGCCCCCAGACAAUAUCAACUCUUGGAAUCAGUUCGCAAAGGACAAUGGUCAACCAGCGUCGGACACUCUAGCAAGAUCCUCUCUCUCCACUAGUUUGCCAAAGCCCCGCGAGACAUUUUCCACCCAACAUCCCAGUCAGACCACAGGAUCCGGUGCAAUCUCAAAUCGUCCUAGAGGUCUACUGAAAUUGGUAAAAAGUCAAUCGAGCUUGCGAGAAACGUUUUUUGGCCCCAAACGAAAUGAAAGAAGCCUGAGUGUACAGUUUGAUCAACCCGCAAGCAAUAAUUCGUAUUUUUCUCAGGAGUUGAGCUCAACGACAAAAAUGGCGUCUCCUUCCAGCAAUCAGUUUUCUUCCAGUGAUACAAGAAACUCUGAACACGGCUCGCGAAAUUCGUUUUCAACUUUUCAGCUCGUAAACCUCAUCCAAACCGAUCCCAAAAUCGAAGCUCCAUCAGAAGGAAAAGACAGUCAUCAUUCAAAGCCUGGAAACAUCCGUCGAUCAGGCUCAUUGAAUAUCUUCAAGUUCUGGAAGAAGAAGAAGAAUGCUGACCCAGUCAAACCAAAUUCACGCAAGGCGGAACCUGUCGAACAAAACUCCAAAAAGAAAGAUUCGAAAAAGAGUGGACGGCCCUCUUUGAGGAUCGAACAAAUUUCAUCGCCAAUAUCUUUCCAAUCACAAGACCCAGGAAAUCAUAACCUCCGCCUUGACACACGUCCCUUGUUGUUGAGUCCAAAAUUUAAGGAUAAUGAUCCAAAGUUCUCCUACUUCGCACCUAGUAGUGAAAAACAAAUUUCACUCGGCUCUUUGCCUGAACCAGAUGCUUCCAUCAACCCGCCUUCCUCCUCCAGCGUGGGCAACGACCCUCGUUACUUUGGCGAAGUAUUACCGCAGGCCACUUCAUCAAAUCUACGCAACUCCAACAGGUUAUCCAGGCUGCAAAUCUUGCGAAACCUACACGACCCCCAAGGAGAAGACCCGUGA